AUGAUUAAUGAGAUAUUAGUAAAACAGAAAUCUGAAUCUGAUGCUGAGAUAGAAAAAUUAAGAAAGGAAGUUCAAUCUCAAAAAACACAGAAAACUCAGGCACCAGUUGAACUAGUUGAACCAGUUAGACAACCAAGAGGUCCUCCAUUAAAUUUAAAAAUGGAAAAAGAUUAUGAAAAAUAUUAUUUAGCUAAAUUCUUUAAUGAUUUAGGUAUAUAUAGUAAUGAAGAUUUAGAUUCAAAUUAUCCUGAAAAACCUUUUCAAAGAUCUCGUCCACAACAAAAAGAUAACUUUAUUCAAUUAGAAGAGAAAACAUCACAACCAGAGGCUGGCUCAUGUAAAUCUUUGAGUAAAGAACCUAAACUUUUUCCAGAAUCAGAUGACCAAUUAUUUCAAUUAUUAUCUCCAGCAUUACGAGAAAAAAUUAUCAAUCCAUUAACAAAAAAUAAAUGGGUUGAAUCUCUUGAAUAUAUGCAAUGUAAAAUAGAAGAUAUAGAUAUUUCAGAGGUAUUUUUAGAUACUGCAUCUGAAUGUGUUUUUAUGAAUAAAGUAUUAAAUAAUGCAUUAGGGUGGGAUCUUGGAAUUGCACCAAAUUUUAUUCUUACUCAUAAUUCAGAUCAUGUAACCAAAUUAAUAGAAGAACAUAAAGAUAUUGCAAUAUCUAUAAAAUAUAAGAAUGAGUGA
This is a messenger RNA of Ambispora gerdemannii, 684 nucleotides long. NCBI's taxonomy places the organism in Eukaryota, Fungi, Glomeromycota, Glomeromycetes, Archaeosporales, Ambisporaceae. The record is from the annotation of a GenBank genome assembly.